Molecule: messenger RNA, 410 nt
Organism: Sinocyclocheilus grahami
Lineage: Eukaryota; Metazoa; Chordata; Actinopteri; Cypriniformes; Cyprinidae
Product: putative fibroblast growth factor 1
Exons: 5
Coding region: 1-378 (125 amino acids)
Molecular function (GO): growth factor activity
Source: RefSeq, a predicted model, not a curated record
AUGGAUGAUGGCUUGAUUGAUGAAGAAUGUGAUUUACAAGAAAAACAAGUGGAACAGAACGACGUUUACAUUCUUUUAAAGGUAAAAGCAGUGAAGGCAGGAAUAGUGGCUAUUAGGGGUCAUAAGACUGGACUAUACCUGGCAAUGGACAAAUAUGGAAAACUUUACAGCACUGUCAUGUUGAACGAUGAGUGUUGCUUCAUUGAGAAGAUAGAGGAGAACCACUACAACACAUACCGCUCACAGAAGUAUCAGGAGAAUGGAGACUGGUACGUGGGGAUCAAAAAGAACGGACGCAUGAAAAACGGCUCCAAAACACACAAGGGCCAAAAUGCAAUCUACUUCCUGCCGAUUCCAGUGGAUGGCAGCAUACAGUAACUCUUGUGCUGAUCAGAGGCCCUCAAAACAAC